CCCUGCUCCUCCUUUUUCUUUUUUUUUUCUCUUUUUUUUUUUUUUUUUUCCCCAUCCUUUCUUCUUGCCUGAAUUAGAAGCUCCAGGAAUGUGCUAAUUGGCGGCGGCCUCUUCAGAAAGGAAAAUGGAUCUUGUUAUGUGAGGACAUUGAGGAAACAGUCCCCAGCUACCGAGAGGAAGAAAGGCCGGUGGGAAAUAUUCAGAUCGAGGGAUUUUAAUGGCUUUCAGGUAGAAGAAAGUGGAGACAAUCAAAAUGAAUUCUAUGGACAGGCACAUACAGCAGACCAAUGACCGGCUGCAGUGCAUAAAACAGCACUUACAGAACCCUGCAAACUUCCAUAAUGCAGCAACGGAGCUCCUGGACUGGUGCGGAGACCCCAGAGCCUUCCAGAGACCGUUUGAGCAGAGCCUGAUGGGUUGUUUGACGGUGGUUAGUCGAGUGGCAGCUCAGCAAGGAUUUGACUUGGAUCUUGGAUACAGGCUACUGGCAGUAUGUGCAGCCAACAGGGACAAAUUCACUCCAAAAUCAGCUGCGCUGCUCUCGUCGUGGUGUGAGGAGCUGGGACGGCUCUUGCUGCUUCGCCACCAGAAAAGCCGGCAGAACGAUCCUCCAGGGAAGCUCCCCAUGCAACCCCCCAUGAACUCUAUGAGCUCCAUGAAACCCACCCUUUCUCAUAGUGAUGGGUCUUUCCCUUACGAUUCUGUUCCCUGGCAGCAAAAUACCAACCAGCCCCCAGGCUCCUUGUCAGUGGUCACCACAGUAUGGGGUGUGACUAACACCUCUCAAAGCCAGGUGCUGGGAAAUCCAAUGGCAAAUGCUAACAACCCUAUGAACCCAGCAGGAAAUCCCAUGGCUUCUGGGAUGACUACCAGCAACCCUGGAAUCAAUUCCCCUCAGUUUGCUGGGCAGCAGCAACAAUUUUCAACCAAGGCAGGCUCCACUCAGCCCUACAUCCAGCAGGGCAUGUACGGGAGACCCAAUUAUCCUGGAAGUGGAGGCUUUGGUGGCAGUUACCCUGGAGGCCCCAAUACUCCUGCAGGAAUGGGGAUCCCCCCACACACGAGGCCGCCGGCUGAUUUCACCCAGCCAGCUGCUGCCGCCGCCGCCGCUGCCGUUGCGGCUGCUGCUGCUACAGCAACAGCUACAGCCACAGCCACUGUGGCAGCCCUUCAGGAAACACAGAACAAGGACAUGAACCAGUAUGGACCGGUUUGUUCCUCUUUCCAGAUGGGUCCAACUCAGGCUUACAACAACCAGUUUAUGAACCAGCCUGGUCCUCGUGGCCCUGCUUCUAUGCCAGGCAACAUGAACCCUGCAAGCAUGGGAGCGGGAAUGACGCCUUCCAGCAUGAGUGGGCCACCCAUGGGCAUGAACCAGCCUCGGCCUCCUGGGAUGAGUCCCUUCAGCACCCAUGGGCAGAGGAUGCCCCAGCAGGCCUACCCAGGCCCACGGCCCCAGUCUUUGCCUAUACAGGGCAUUAAGAGACCGUACCCAGGAGAGCCGAAUUAUGGAAACCAGCAGUAUGGACCAAAUAGCCAGUUUCCAAACCAGCCCGGUCAAUACCCCACUCCCAACCCUCCAAGACCCCUUACGUCUCCCAACUAUCCUGGACAGAGGAUGCCAAGCCAGCAAAACACAGGGCAGUACCCUCCUCCAACGGUCAACAUGGGGCAGUAUUACAAGCCAUCAAGGCCUGUACCUGUGGCAAAUUACCCUCAUUCACCUGUUCCAGGAAACCCCACGCCACCUAUGACUCCAGGGAGCAAUAUUCCUCCAUACCUGUCACCUAACCAGGAUGUCAAACCACCAUUCCCACCUGACAUUAAACCAAAUAUCAAUGCUUUACCACCACCUCCAAAUGCUAAAGGGAAAGUUCACGCUUUCUCUCCCUCUCCGAUCCCAGCCAACCACAACGACGAGCUGCGGCUGACGUUCCCCGUGAGGGACGGCGUGGUGCUGGAGCCCUUCCGGCUGGAGCACAACCUGGCCGUCAGCAACCACGUCUUCCACCUGCGGCCAACCGUCCACCAGACACUGAUGUGGAGGUCUGACUUGGAAUUGCAGUUCAAGUGCUACCACCAUGAAGACAGACAAAUGAACACAAACUGGCCAGCUUCAGUCCAGGUCAGCGUUAAUGCAACCCCACUUACCAUCGAACGUGGCGACAACAAGACAUCUCAUAAACCCCUGCACCUAAAGCACGUCUGUCAGCCGGGAAGAAACACGAUUCAAAUUACAGUCACAGCAUGUUGUUGUUCACACUUGUUCGUGUUGCAGUUGGUACACCGGCCCUCAGUCCGCUCCGUACUUCAAGGUCUACUAAAGAAACGCCUCCUCCCAGCAGAACAUUGUAUCACUAAGAUAAAGAGGAACUUUAGUAGCGUAGCGGCUUCCUCUGGCAACGCCACACUAAACGGGGAAGAUGGAGUAGAGCAAACUGCCAUUAAAGUGUCUCUGAAGUGUCCCAUCACAUUCCGGCGGAUCCAGCUCCCGGCGAGGGGUCACGACUGCAAGCACGUACAGUGCUUUGAUCUGGAAUCUUAUUUGCAACUGAACUGUGAAAGAGGAACUUGGAGGUGUCCGGUAUGCAAUAAAACUGCUCUGCUGGAGGGCUUGGAGGUUGACCAGUACAUGUGGGGCAUUCUGAACGCUAUACAAAACUCAGAGUUUGAAGAAGUUACCAUUGAUCCAACUUGCAGUUGGAGGCCAGUCCCUAUCAAAUCAGAUAUUCACAUCAAAGAUGACCCAGAUGGCAUUCCCUCAAAAAGAUUUAAGACCAUGAGUCCAAGCCAGAUGAUCAUGCCAAAUGUGAUGGAGAUGAUUGCAGCUUUGGGUCCUGGCCCGUCACCUUACCCGUCCCUACCCCCUCCUCCAGGAGGCAACAACUCCACUGAAUAUGGUAACCAAGGCAACAGUUACCAAGGGCACGGCAAUUUUGACUUCCCGCACGGGAACCCCGGUGGCACGUCGAUGAAUGACUUCAUGCAUGGGCCACAGCUGUCACACCCCCCGGACAUGCCGAGCAGCAUGGCAGCUCUCGACAAGCCUCUCAGCCACCCCAUGCAGGAAUCUAUCCCUCAUCCCGGCAGCACUGAUCAGUCCCAUACUUCCAUGCAGCAAGGUUUGCACGUCCCUCACCCCAGCAGCCAGUCAGGGCAGCCAUUACAUCACAGCGGGCCUCCUACCCAGCAGUCCCGGCAGCCGCCCCCGGCCGCUUCUAGCAACCAUCCACACAGUGACCUGACCUUUAAUCCCUCCUCAGCCUUAGAGGGUCAGGCUGGUGGACAGGGAGCACCCGACAUGCCGGAGCCCUCGCUGGAUCUGCUUCCAGAACUCACAAAUCCAGAUGAGCUGCUUUCCUACCUGGAUCCUCCCGAUUUGCCAAGCAAUAGCAAUGAUGACCUUCUGUCUCUCUUUGAGAACAACUGAAACCAUGUGUAUUCUCCCAUCCCUCUCACUUGUUCACACGUGUGUGGCUGCACAGCGAGGAAUCUUAACACUCCUUUUCCACAAGAGAAGAAAAAAAAAAAACAACACCUCACAACUUGAUCCAAUGGUGCACUCCCUGCUUUCUUCAUCUCAGAACUGCUUUUGUCAGCUUCAAAGACUGCGAAAGUGACGGGAGAAAAAAAUUACAAAUAAAUAAACAAAUGCAGUAAUCUCCGAGUCUGCCGUGCUCCACGUGACAGAGAAGCAUAGACAGUUGUGCAGCUAUUGGAAACCCCAUUUGUUGUUCAUCCUCGAGAGAGAGAGUUCUGUGAUAAACAUAGUGUUGAAGUAUCUUGGCAAAACCGAAUCUUGGCAAGGGAAGAAAAGGCAACAAAAUGGAACUGUCUUUAAUUGACCCGUCUCAGAGUGUCCUUCCAACGCGUGUUCUUCCAUUUAUUUGAAACUGUAAUCUCCCUCUGCCCCACCUCCCCUCUGCCCCCCUCCAACCGCGGGUUUGCGGUGGAGCGAUUGUCCUGGCCACACACAAAAAGAAACACAAAAACACGUACGAAGCUCAAAAAAAAAAGCACAAAUCCUACAGUCAAGUGGCAAAGAUAGGGAAGACGUACAGGCCCGUCAGAGGGAGGCAGCAGUUUAGCCGGUGCAGCUUCGGUACCGGGGUCCUGAGCAUCUCCGGGCUGCAGCCGUGGGUGUCGGUAUUUCUGCAAGCGCAGGAAUCUGAACCACCUCUUUGCAGAGGAUUCCUCUGGCCAAACACACAGAUUGGAAACACCCAGGAAAAAUUUUUUUUAAAAAAUAUAUGUUUGCAAUGUUUAGGGAUUUAUUUUUUUUUGUGGUUUUGGUUUCAGAUCAGUACCAUUUGUGGCUGUGUUACUAUCCAGCUGUUGAGAUUGCUGUAAUAGAUCUUUUUGCCAUGUGUGCCGUGCGGAAUGGAAAAGAGGAGGAGGGGGGAUGCGAACCAAACUGUUCCCGAUUGUUACCUACAGCCUUCGGUGCCCGAGCAUUUGUGUCACUGUCUGUACUGCACAAUACAUAGUAAGACAGGCUGGGUUGAAGGCAGCCAGGCAAUCGUUGCAGGAUGGAGGGAGAGUAACAUCACUAUCUGCGUAAUUAUUUUUAAUGAUCGGCUUGAGAAGGGGCAUUGACAUUGGACAGACAUCUUACAGCUUCAUUUUUGGUUUGCUUUGCGUUCUGUUUUCCUGACUGUUACAGAUAAUUCAGCCUUUUUCUUUUCUCCUCCUUCAGUUUCUUUUUUUUUUUUUUUUAAACUUUGGCUGCCGGGAUGAGCUCUUUCUCCCGAAGGACCGGGCGUGGGGAGAACAAGUAACUGUCAGUAGAUUGCUACUGCCCUGGAGAGACCCUGCUGCCACCAUCACUGUCUUGCCCCCGUGAUCUGUGCUUCUCGUGUGGUUGCUGCUCCUGCAUGAGCUUCCUAUUGCUUCUGUGCCCAUCUCUGUGCUCUUCGUCUCUCUCUCUUUCUCUCGUAUAAAUGAUGUACAGUAGCUGUGUAAGAAGUGCAUGUGUGCCAACUCUGCCCUCCUGGUGCAACAUUUCAGCUUUUGCCCACUGUACAGUUAUUGGUUUCCUUUCUUUUUGUUACUGAAGCAAAGCUCCUUUUCCCCAUCCCGAAUCCAAUCGACCCCCCUCCGUUUGCUCGCC
Messenger RNA from Calidris pugnax (ruff), 5110 nucleotides. It is a transcript of the gene ZMIZ1, whose product is annotated as zinc finger, MIZ-type containing 1. Gene Ontology annotation, biological process: protein sumoylation; regulation of transcription by RNA polymerase II. The transcript is spliced from 22 exons. The coding region runs from base 254 to 3430 and encodes 1058 amino acids. The record is from RefSeq and is a predicted model, not a curated record. Lineage: Eukaryota; Metazoa; Chordata; Aves; Charadriiformes; Scolopacidae. Gene Ontology annotation, molecular function: zinc ion binding; SUMO ligase activity.